Molecule: messenger RNA, 1379 nt
Organism: Neocloeon triangulifer
Lineage: Eukaryota; Metazoa; Arthropoda; Insecta; Ephemeroptera; Baetidae
Gene: Rae1
Product: protein Rae1
Exons: 9
Coding region: 187-1281 (364 amino acids)
Biological process (GO): transcription-dependent tethering of RNA polymerase II gene DNA at nuclear periphery; RNA export from nucleus
Cellular component (GO): nuclear pore
Molecular function (GO): ubiquitin binding; RNA binding
Source: RefSeq, a predicted model, not a curated record
CGUCAACUCUGUUGGGUUGCCUGUUGGUAUUGGUCAGGUUGGUACGUCUGUUAUUCUGUCGUCUGUCGUCUUGUUUACAAAUUUACCGCUUUUCGCAUGUUUGACUUUGACUUGACGCUUCGUGAAGCUGGUCAACAUCAAUAGAAAGGGGAACAGACCUGUUUUCAACACCACACGUGUGCAUCCAUGACGAUGUUUUCGCAAAGCCCUCUUGGAGGGACUUCAUCUUUCGUGCAAAACACUCCGGCAAACACCACAAAUCCCAUGCGAGAUUUUGAGGUCACAUCGCCUCCUGAUGAUUCCAUUUCUUCACUAGCCUUCAGCCCUCCGGCGCUGCAACAAAACUUUUUGAUCGCUGGAAGCUGGGAUAAUAACGUCCGCUGCUGGGAAGUUGAGCAAACUGGGAAAACGAUUCCUAAAUCCAUGCAGUCAAUGCAAGGACCUGUGCUUGAUGUGUGUUGGAGUGAUGAUGGGACCAAAGUGUUCAUGGCAUCCUGCGACAAGCAAGUCAAAUGUUGGGAUUUGGCUAGCAAUCAGACUGUCCAGGUGGCGCAGCACGAUGCUCCGGUAAAAACAUGCCACUGGGUGAAAGCACCUUCCUACACUUGCUUGAUGACUGGAUCGUGGGACAAAACGCUGAAGUUUUGGGACACGAGGAGCCCAAACCCGAUGCUUACAAUUCAACUACCGGAGCGAUGCUAUUGUGCUGAUGUUGAUUAUCCUAUGGCUGUCGUUGGAACAGCAGGGAGGGGACUGGUAGUCUACCAGCUCGAGAACCAGCCUCAAGAGUACAAGAGGAUUGAGUCGCCUCUAAAAUAUCAGCACAGAUGUGUUUCCAUUUUUAAAGACAAGAAAAAUUUGCCUGCUGGGUUUGCACUUGGCAGUGUUGAAGGCCGAGUGGCGAUUCAGUAUGUUUCACCCCAAAAUCCAAAAGACAACUUCACAUUCAAGUGCCACAGAUCUAAUGGGACACCAGGAGGAUUCCAGGAUAUCUAUGCUGUCAAUGAUAUCGUUUUUCAUCCCAUUCACGGAACUCUUGCAACUGUUGGCUCUGAUGGAAAAUUCAGUUUUUGGGACAAAGACGCCAGGACCAAGCUAAAAACUUCUGAAGCCAUGGAAUCUCCCAUUACUAGCUGCUGCUUCAGUUCUCAUGGUCAAAUUUUUGCUUAUUCUGUCAGCUAUGAUUGGUCAAAGGGACAUGAGUUCUACAGCCCUAUGAAGAAAAACUACAUCUUCUUACGCUCCUGCUUUGAAGACUUGAAGCCACGCACCAAGACGUAAACUUGCAUAAUAUAUCAGUCACCAAAAAAUAAACCUGCCAUUGUUAUGAAAUUUUUCACAAAUAAAUUCUUGGCAUUUGUCGUGGCAUAAAAAAUUUA